GCGUGGCUGGUCGGACGGAAGACGACGCGUGUAUAGGGGAUGUGCUGGAUAAACUGUUGAUUACUUUGAUUAGCGGCGCGAUGGACUCGGCGGGGACAUUACAACACGAUAACAAAGGGGAGCUGCAACGCGGAGCAGAAGAAUGGCUGACCACCUUGGAGAAAGGAUGCAGGCAGCUACAGGAGCUUGUUGAGGCACUGUCUGUGCGGUCAAACGAAGAGCCAGGGAUCGAUGGGGGGGCGAUCUUACUGGUGGGCUGGUUUAACGACACGGCCGAAGACAUCCUGGAUGUUAUGUGGGAGCUGGAGGAGGGGCCGGAUCCCCAGCUCGACGCAUGCGUCGAUUGGCGGCGGGCGGAUGGCGUGAUGAAUACCUGUAAGGCUCUUUUUGUUAAGGGUCGUGAUUUGCGCUUUCUGCUGGAAGAUCGGUUUGCAUCCGACGUGAUAACGCUGCUCUCCACAUCAGAAGUAGCGGCGACAACAACGACGACGAUUUCAACAACAACAUCACGUGAUCGACUGGAGGAGCGGUGGAGAUGUGGCGAGAGGGAUGUGAUGGACGACAAUGACGGCAAGGACGACGACGUGAAGGGAAGCUUCGAGGUCAAUAACGACAACAAUAAUAAAGAUGAUACGAACAACAACAAUAACAACGGGAAUGCUGACUGUGGGAACUGCAUGGCUGACUGCAACAACGACGUUGAUGACAAUAACAAUGGGGAUGCUGACUGUGGGAACUGCGUGGUUGACUGCAACAAUGACGCUGUUGACGAUGUCAUCAACAACAACAUUGACAACAACAGCAAUAGCGACAACGACAACAAGAACAAUAGUGACAACGACAACAAUAACGACAGAAACAACAACAACAAUAACGACGAUGAAGGGGACGAUGACCAAGGAAGUGGCGGGGUGGGAGAUGGUAUCCAUGCAUCGGAGAUUAUCAUUAGCGUCACAGGGUUGAUGCUGAAAGUGGACGGGGUGGGAUACAGGCUUGAUAAGUUAAUCCUCUCUUAGGAGGGCAAUCAAUGCUGCUCAUCACUGCGCAACAGAUUAAGCUCAUACACAUCACAAAUUUUUGACUGCAUAAUCAAAUGAUUACCAUGUA
This is a messenger RNA of Chara braunii, 1107 nucleotides long. Lineage: Eukaryota; Viridiplantae; Streptophyta; Charophyceae; Charales; Characeae. The record is from the annotation of a GenBank genome assembly.